Aedes albopictus (Asian tiger mosquito) is the source of this 4071-nucleotide messenger RNA. RefSeq lists its product as uncharacterized. Gene Ontology annotation, molecular function: nucleic acid binding; zinc ion binding. The transcript has 2 exons. NCBI's taxonomy places the organism in Eukaryota, Metazoa, Arthropoda, Insecta, Diptera, Culicidae. Bases 1 to 4071 code for a protein of 1356 amino acids. The record is from RefSeq and is a predicted model, not a curated record.
AUGUCUACGGAACGCAGAAUCAAAACGUUGAAGACGAGGCAGAAGAGCCUUCUAGCAUCGUUUUCCCUCACUCAAGACUUUGUGGACAACUACGAUGAAGAAAGAGAUGCUUGCGAAAUUCCAGUACGAUUGGAGAACCUAAACGAACUCUGGUCGGACUUCAAGAACAUCCAGUCUGAACUGGUAACCCUCGACGAGGCCUCCGUCGAUGUGCAGCUCAAACAGCGAACCGAUUUCGAAACCACGUACUAUCGUGUUAAGGGAUUCCUGCUUUCCCGCAAUAAAACGCCUCCUACACCCACAAUGAACGCUUCUUCUUCAUCGAUCUCGCAUUUCCCUGGCUCUGGAUCUUCGUCUCAUGUUCGCCUGCCCGAUGUGAAAUUGCCGGUUUUCAAUGGAAAUCUCGAUAAUUGGUUGAAUUUCCAUGAUCUAUUCGUCUCCCUGGUCCACGCUUCGCAGGAUCUGUCGUCGAUUCAAAAGUUUUAUUACCUGCGUUCAUCAUUGGCCGGCGAUGCACUAAAACUAAUCCAAACAAUCGAAAUUAGUGCGAACAACUAUACCGUUGCGUGGAACAUUCUUGUCAACCACUACCAAAAUCCAACCCGCCUAAAGCAGACAUAUCUCGAUGCGCUUUUUGAGUUUGGCACACUGAAACGGGAAUCUGCGGCCGAGCUCCACUCGCUAGUGGAGAAAUUCGAAGCCAAUGUUAAGGUGCUGAAACAACUUGGUGAAAGGACGGAAUGCUGGGACAUUAUUCUCAUCCGCAUGCUCAGCGUCCGAUUAGACCCCGUAACGCGGAGGGAUUGGGAGGAAUUUUCGGCGUCCAAAACCAAAGUCGUCUUUAAGGACCUCACGUCGUUCAUUCAGCGAAGAGUGAACGUACUUCAAACGCUCCAAGGGAAGACUGUCGACACUCCAGCGCCCCAUCAGCAAAGCAAGAAACCUAUCCAGCGGUCUGUAACCAGUCACGGUGCCAGCCAAGGUCAACCAGGUCGGAAAUGCGUCGUGUGUUCCGAACAUCAUCCGCUGUACUUGUGCCAAACAUUCUCGAAACUCGAUGUUGCAGCUAAGGAAAAGGAAGUCCGCCGUCACCAACUAUGCCGAAAUUGUCUACGGAAAGGACACCAGGCUCGGGACUGUUCAUCAUCAAGCACUUGUCGAAAAUGUCGAGGUCACCAUCAUACCCAACUUUGUGCCGUAGAGAAUCCUACUACCACGAGCUCCAGAGCAACUGAAUCUUCCCAGGCGUCGUCUACCCCUCCUGCUGUAUACCGAGGCCAACCGAAAGCAUCAGUUUCAGCUACUGUCGAGAAAUCUACAAGUUACACCAGCAGUAGUCAGGCAAGAAAGAGCGUACUUUUGGCCACCGCCGUCGUCAAACUAGUUGAUGAUUCUGGUAAAGAGCACACUGCAAGGGCACUUCUCGAUUCCGGUAGUGAAUGCUGCUUUAUAACCGAAUCACUCUCCCAACUUGUGAAAGCGCAACGAAAGAAGAUUUCCGUACCCAUCUCUGGCAUUGGACAGUCAACAACGUACGCACGAUACAAAAUUGUUGCUUCGAUUCGCUCCAGGAUUGGUCACUUCUCCACGGCUGCCGAAUUUCUAGUGCUUCCUAAGGUCACCAUCGAUCUUCCGGCCGCUUCCUUUGACAUCUCCACUUGGAAAAUACCCCACGGAGUACAGCUUGCCGAUCCGUUCUUCUAUGAUUCCAACCCGGUUGAUAUAAUUAUUGGCGCCGAAGUCUUCUUCGAUCUUUUCAAAGUGUCUGGUCGCAUCCAACUAGGAGAAUCGUUACCGACUUUGAUCAAUUCUGUUCUCGGUUGGGUAGUUUCUGGAAAAGCGUCACAGGCGGAAACUUUAAACCCAACGAUUGUGGCAAAUGUCGCAACAGUAAGUGACGUUCAUCAGGCCAUCGAGCGAUUCUGGAAACUUGAAGAAGACGACAAUUCUACGAACUAUUCCAUCGAAGAAACCGCUUGCGAGGAACACUUUCGUCGCAAUGUGAGACGUAAUUCCGAAGGGCGAUACAUUGUUCGCUUACCGUUAAAAGAGAGCAUUCUCAACCAACUAGGCGACAACCGUCACACAGCAGUCCGUCGAUUUCGGAUGCUAGAAGGCCGUCUUGGAUGCAAUGAGGAUCUUGCAAAACAGUAUUCAACGUUCAUUGACGAAUACCUUGCCUUGGGUCAUAUGAAGCAAGUGUACGAUUACCAAUCUCCUCCGUCGCCUUGCUACCACAUGCCCCACCAUGCCGUCAUACGCGAAGAAAGCACCACCACAAAACUAAGAGUCGUAUUCGAUGCCUCAUGCAAGACUUCAGAAGGACCUUCGCUGAAUGAUGCCCUAAUGGUUGGUCCAACUGUGCAACAGGAUAUUCGUUCCAUAAUCAUGCGCUCGAGAACGCAUCGAGUAAUGAUCAUCGCAGAUGCCAAACAAAUGUAUCGACAAGUUCUCGUGGAUGAGCGUGACACGCCACUCCAAAGAAUAGUUUGGCGACAAUCACCAGAUCAACCCCUAAACACGUACGAACUGCUAACGGUGACGUAUGGAACGGCAAGUGCCCCAUUUCUCGCCACGCGAGUGCUUUUACAGUUAGCUGACGAUGAGCAGGAACAUUAUCCAGCAGCAGCAAAAGUUCUUCGAAAGGAUGUUUAUGUGGAUGACCUGUUCUCGGGUGCAGAUAGCGUGGAAGAAGCCAUUGAACUCCGUCAGCAACUAGAGGCACUUCUAUCCAAGGGCGGAUUCCAACUUCGCAAGUGGGCAUCCAACGAAGCAGCUGUUCUGGAAGAUCUGUCGGUAGAAAAUCGAGCCUUACAACCAUCUGUCGACCUAGAUCGUAACCAAACAAUCAAAUCGCUUGGUCUUCACUGGGAACCUGCAUCAGACCUACUAAAAUACAAGAUUGUAGUUCCUGUUGAUUCCACUGAAUCACCUGUAACAAAGCGAAGCGCCUUAUCGCAAAUAGCACGACUUUUUGAUCCGCUUGGAUUGCUAGGUCCGGUCGUCAUCUCUGCCAAAAUAUUUAUGCAAGCACUCUGGACGUUAACGGACAGCAACGGAAAGCCAUGGGGCUGGGACGCAGAGCUACCCUUGCCAAUGAAAGAGCGAUGGCAUUCCUACAUGUCAGAGCUAUCGCUUCUUAACAAGCUACGCAUUGAACGCUGCAUACUUGCUUUGAAGCCUGCAUACGUUCAAUACCACUUUUUCUCGGACGCAUCUCAACAAGCAUACGGUGUGUGCUGUUAUAUCCGAUCUGCUGACAUAUCUGGAUCCUUCAAGGUCGCCUUACUAACGGCCAAAUCAAGAGUAGCACCCCUAAAGCAGCAGAGUAUUCCUCGUCUGGAGCUUUGCGGAGCUCUCCUCGCAGCUGAACUAUACUUGAAGGUUUCGCAGUCUCUAGAACUCCCCGGUCCUGCAUUCUUCUGGGUCGAUUCAAUGACGGUCCUUACGCAAAUCGAAUGCUGCCUCAACUCGCGCCCUAUGAUCCCACUCAGCGAUGAUCCGUCCGAUUCCGAGCUGCUCACGCCUGGCCAUUUUCUCAUCGGUUCAGCGCUGAAAGCUGUCCCGAGCACCGACGUGACCGCAAUCCCUUUGAACCGUUUGCGACAGUAUCAACAGACGCAAAAACUGUUCCAGCUGAUAUGGAAACGGUGGCAUCUUGAAUAUUUGAGCGAACUUCAGCCCCGCACUAAAUGGUACAAUCCACCAAUUUCCAUUCAACAAAACCAGCUCGUUCUCCUCAAGGAGGACAAUACUCCACCGAUGACUUGGCCUACUGCCAGAAUAGUUGAAACACACCCUGGGUCUGAUGGAAUCAUCCGUGUGGUAACCGUCCAAACUUCCACUGGUCGAUACACUCGUCCGGUCUCAAAAAUUUGCUUGCUGCCGAUUCCGCCCCCGCAAUCCUCGACAGGGGAAACAAACAAAACCAACGACGCAAGUGAAGCUGAGGAAAUCGACGAUAGCAUCAUACGUUCUUCGAAUCGAUCCAAUUAUUCCAUCGCCAAGCAGCAACUUUUUGGCCGGAAUCAUCUGGCCACGGGAAUGUCACAUCUGCAGCACCUACAAUAA